ACUGAGGAAGCAUCGUCAAGUUGGUCGAAAAUGAUCUGUGCUACACUUAACAUUACCUACCUAAUAACGCCUAUAAGCCAGCUGGAACAGUAAUGGUCUGACUAGGGCUUGUGAUAUUUUUAAUAACUAGGGUGCAUUAUGAUGAUGAUUUUUUAUUCGCAGGGUGCAUUUUGUUAGGGCCUAUAAACUCAGGUAAAGGUAUUUUUAGCCAAUGCUUUUUCUAACUUCUUCGCAAGCUGGUCCAUGGUCUGUUUUAUUUAAACAAGUACCAAAAAGACCCGAGCAGAGAGGGUAAAUGUUGGGUAGAGGGCAUUCAUAGAACCAUUCUUUUGGGAUUUUAACAUUAUUUUCAACCAACAAACCUAUUAAGUUUUGUUGACUUCCGUUUUAUAUUACCUGCCCAGAAAUGAUUGGUUGGCAUUGGCAACCGUUUUAGGCGACGGGAGUUCUAGCUCGCUAACGCUAGUUACAUCUUGUUGGCUGACUAAAGAAAGCGAAAGGAAGCCGGAUCUAAAGACAGCUAUCCAACAGAGGAUAAAGAAGAUUCAUAUUCUCUCAACCCCCGGACUAUUCAUUAGAAAGGAGCAAGAGACAGACUGCACACAGAAUGAGCUCAUCUGCUCCCAGGAUGGUGAACAACUACAAGCGGACUUCCAGUCCUCGGUCUCCUACAAACAGUGGGGAGCUCUUCACUCCAGCGCAUGAGGAGAAUGUGCGCUUCAUCCAUGACACCUGGCAGUGUGUGCUCAGAGACAUCCGGUCACCACAGAGCAGUGAACGCAAAGACCGUGGACCACAGGAGUAUGUGGAAAAGAACCCAAAUCCCAACUUAAAUUCUUUCACACCAGUUGACCUGAGUGACCUCAAGAAACGCAACACACAGGACUCCAAGAAGUCCUAGUCUUUCUCUUUAUAGUCAAAAGCUUUUUUUCUGCACCAAUUAUCCUUGAGAACUUUCUCCUCCUCUGUCAGCCAGCAAGUCAACCUUUUGGCCAUUCCUGCCCAGAAUGCCGGUCCUCUUUCUGCCCACCUGGACUAACAGCCUGCCCAUUCAACACCAGUGGGCUGAUGUCCUAACAACCACAAUAUUUUUGGAGUUCCUUAUCCCCCCCAGUCCCCCCCCCCCCCCCCUCUUUCUCUGUCCAGGCUGGAUAUUUUCUUACCCUACCUCUCAUCUGGUUGACGUGGAAUGCAAGAAAGCUGGCAUUUGAUUUCCAGGGAUUCUCUCUUCUGGUUCUUGGUUUUACAGCCAUGAAUUUUUCAUUUUCACUCUUUUUAUGUGAAUGGGACGGAUGCAGAGUUUCAAUGAAAUAUGCUGACAUCCUAAUGCCGAAGUACAGACUGUGUACAAAUUCUUCAUGGGACACUUUAAAGGACUGCAGUCUUAAAUAUAAACUGUUUUCUUUUCAAUCUACAAAGGAUAAUGCUGAAGGGCUGGCAUUCUUUUUUUGGAAGAUAGUUGAAUUGUAGAUAUAUUGGAAUAGAAUCCGAUUGUAUGGGCGAGUUUUGGAAACCAAAAAUUGUUUAGGAUAAAUGCCAGCAUUUUUAAUCUAAUUUCAUGCCCCUAAAAUGGACUUCAAGUAGACAUCUCCACAUUGACUUCCCAGCCUUGGAAAAAAAUAUUGAAUAAAAUACUUUUACAAUA
Salvelinus fontinalis (brook trout) is the source of this 1645-nucleotide messenger RNA. Its product is annotated as mapk-regulated corepressor-interacting protein 1-like. The record is from RefSeq and is a predicted model, not a curated record. Bases 608 to 901 code for a protein of 97 amino acids. The transcript has 5 exons. NCBI's taxonomy places the organism in Eukaryota, Metazoa, Chordata, Actinopteri, Salmoniformes, Salmonidae.